Messenger RNA from Prorocentrum cordatum, 673 nucleotides. The record is from the annotation of a GenBank genome assembly. Lineage: Eukaryota; Dinophyceae; Prorocentrales; Prorocentraceae.
GUAUCCGGAGUGGCGGCGCCAGGCCCUCGAGGAUGCGUACGUGCUCUUCUACGAGGACGUCCGGCAGCAGGGCGUCCCCGGCGCGCUGGAGCAGCUCCCGCCGCCGCCGCUGUCGUAUAUGACCUCCUUCCACGAGCACACCAGCAUGGACCAGAGCGCCGUCGCCGGCUGGUUCGAGGAGGGCAGCCGUUUCUGGGAGUCGACAAGAUGGGACUACGAGAUUCGUGAGGCCGGCUACGUCCCAGUAGGGAUCAUGCCGCGCACGGCCAAGCUGGGGGAACCUACGAUGGACUUCCGGGAAGCCAGAGGCCGGACCAUCGUCCCGAAGCAGCGGUCGGCCAGGUACUGCGCCUGCGCCGCGGAGCCGAUCGACAGCCUGUGCUCGAUCGGCGGCUCCAUCGCGGCAGUCGCGUGCUCCAUCCGCGGUUCCAUCGCGUCCUCGGCGCCGGUAUUCCCGGCCCUCGAGGAGGAUGUCAUCGCCACUUCUGCGCGGCCGCCCGCCGCCGCGGAGCUCGACGCCGGGCCCGCAGCGGAGGCCAGUACGCCCAGCUCGGUGCACUCCGUCAGGCGCGCCCCCGACCUGCGCGCGCGGCCGGCGCCUGGCGGCCGCUCAGAGGCGCCCUUGCCAGACAGCGACCCCUUCGCGCCCUCGCCGCGCCUUCCUGGUGCGCAG